CGACUUUGAAAAUUCAUAGGAGAGAGAAACAAAGAAGACAUGACGUUGAAGAAGAAACUUGCAAGAGAUAGAAAGAGAAGGAAAUAUUCUCUUUUGCUUUCAUUGAAAUCCAAACAAAGCUACUAGCACUUCAUCAGAUCUCUGCAACAAGACAAGCAAAGCUCGAACUUCCUUCGCCUUCAACUGAUACUGAAAUCAUGUCUGUUGAUGAGUUUUCGGUUGCCAAUAUGUUUCCUCAAGAACCAGAGACUAACCCUAACCCUCAAUCAAAUUCAAAACCUACUGCAAAGAAGAAGAGAUUACCAGGAAACCCAGAUCCAGAUGCUCAAGUUAUUGCUCUUUCACCAAUAACUCUCAUGGCCACCAACAGAUUCAUCUGUGAAAUUUGUAACAAAGGCUUCAGAAGGGACCAGAAUUUGCAGCUUCACAGAAGAGGACACAAUCUUCCAUGGAAGCUUAAGCAAAGGGCUAACAAAGAUCAGAUAAUAAAGAAGGUUUACAUAUGCCCAGAAAAUACUUGUGUUCACCAUGAUCCGUCCCGAGCUCUCGGCGACCUCACCGGCAUCAAGAAGCAUUUCAGCAGGAAGCAUGGUGAAAAGAAAUGGAAAUGUGAAAAAUGUUCCAAAAAAUAUGCUGUACAAUCUGACUGGAAAGCUCAUUCUAAGACUUGUGGAACUAGAGAGUAUAAAUGUGACUGUGGUACACUCUUUUCCAGGAAAGAUAGUUUCAUCACACAUAGAGCUUUCUGUGAUGCCUUAGCAGAAGAGAGUGCAAGAUCAAUGAUUACUGCUUCAGCCAACAAGUUGAACUUCAGAAAUGAUAAUCUAAAUGGUCCAAUGAUGAACCCUAGUUUUCCUCAUGGGUUCAAUGUUCCCACUGGAAUUUCUCAAGUCGAAGCUGUUUUUAAGCCAGAUUGUAAUGGUGUGAACUCUGGGAAUUCUCUUGUUGGAGAUCAACAGAAGCCAAGACUAUCACUUUGGUUGGAUCAGGCUAAUUCUCAUCAGCACAAUUUCGUUGACAUGAAUUACAAUCCAAGUCUUUUCAUUCCUUCAAGUUCAACCGGUUUACCAGAUAUGCCUCAAAUGACAUCUUCAUUUGGAAAUUAUCUGUUGCCACGUCGACAAGGCCUAAUGGAGGAGGAAGUAAUUGGCAAAAGGAGUACAAUGGACCAAAUCCUUGCUUCUCUAUACUCUGAUAAUGAAAAACAACAGUCGAAUUCUUCGGCAUCAAUGUCAGCUUCUGCACUUCUGCAGAGGGCAGCGCAGAUGGGCUCUACCAGAACAAAUCCAACAUUCUUUGGCAAUGCAUUUGGGGUGAUGAAUUCUUCUUCUUCUUCAUCUAAUUCCCCGAAUGCCAAUUCUUUAGCUCAAAAUAGAAGUGAGCUGCACCAGGUUUUCGGUGAACAGCCCAAGAGUUUUAAUGACAAAGCUAGAGAUUCAAUGAUGGAAGGAUCAAAUUUGAAGCAAACAAGUGCAACACAAAGCCAAGCAUUUUCGGUAAACUUGCAUGGUGUGGAGCACAGUCUUACCAGGGAUUUCCUUGGCAUGGGAGGUGAAGGUGGCAAUCCAUUCUCGCCACAACAACUGGCUAAAUUUGCUUCAAUGAGUUCUGCAUUGGGGUUGAGCCAAUUCAGUAGCAAUCACUAGCUAACAUGGCUCCAUCCGUGUUUUCAUAUUCAGUCCCAAACUUGGAUGAGUAAGGAAAGGACUGUUGCACAUUGACAACUAUCGUAAAACUUUAUUCAAUCUUAUGACACGAAUCUUAGUGUGGAACUCAUAUGUACAAUAUUUCCAUCGAUUAGGUUUCAUGAAUCAAUUUGUUUAUGUUUCAGACACAUUUUGAAAAUCGAACUUCUAUUAGCCCACACCAGUUCAACAAGUCGCAGAUUAGGAAUCCAGGUGAGCAUGGGUGGCCGUCUCAAACAGCUUCCUAAUAUAAGGAAAAAAAAAUUCCAACGAAGCUAACACGGACGGUUGCAAGGACUUGUUAGGUACUGGCUCCACCCCUGAGUCCAAUCCCCUAACCCACCUCAAAACGGGAAGGAGAGAUAAGGAAAGGAAUGUAAGAAAUCAUUGGGAAUGAUAGAGCUGGCUAAGAUCAAUUACUCUUGUAUUCUAUAUGUGAUAUCUUUGCAUAGAUUGAGACACUUUUGUUGAAAUUAUUCGCACAUCAAAUUAUGAGAUUUCUUGACUGAUCGACCUCGUCAAGUUUUGGA
Molecule: messenger RNA, 2215 nt
Organism: Olea europaea var. sylvestris
Lineage: Eukaryota; Viridiplantae; Streptophyta; Magnoliopsida; Lamiales; Oleaceae
Product: zinc finger protein JACKDAW-like
Exons: 4
Coding region: 198-1646 (482 amino acids)
Cellular component (GO): nucleus
Molecular function (GO): DNA-binding transcription factor activity
Source: RefSeq, a predicted model, not a curated record